CAUUCAGCCAGAUUAGACUGCUUCGUCGUCCCCGCUGAACUGAUGCCAUGGCGAGCUGCGUUUCUGGUUCCAACUUCUUCACUGGCUGGAAACCAAUCCCUCAAUUAGAAGUAGUUUCACGCGACUCUGUAAGUUUGAAUUUCCGAAGAAUCAAAGCUCUCAAAGUGAAAUCCGACUACUCUUGCUUUGAGGUUAGGGAUUUAAGCUAUCGACCUCCAGGGACUGAGCUUGCUCUUCUCGAUGCAGUUAAUUUUUCCCUUCGAGAGAAAAGUUUUGGGUUAAUUUUUGGACAGAGUGGAAGUGGAAAAACUACUUUAUUGCAGCUUCUUGCAGGUCUGAGCAAACCAACUUCGGGUUCCAUUUAUGCCCAAAAAUAUGAUAAAGAGGGAAAACCAUGUCAGUCUUCUCAACCAUUAUCCCCUGAGAGAGUUGGUAUUGUCUUUCAAUUUCCAGAGAGGUACUUUGUCACGGACAGUGUGCUUGAUGAAGUCACAUUUGGGUGGCCACGGCAAAAGAUUGAUUUUCAUUUGAAGGAGCAACUUGCUUUGAGACUCCAAAGAGCAAUUAAUUGGGUGGGAUUAAAUGGCAUAGCCUUGGACAAAGAUCCUCACUCUCUAAGUGGUGGCUACAAGCGUCGUCUUGCCUUGGCGAUCCAAUUGGUGCAAAUCCCAGAUCUGUUAUUACUGGAUGAGCCUCUGGCUGGUCUUGAUUGGAAGGCUCGUGCUGACAUUGUGAAGCUCUUAAAGAAUCUAAAGAAAGACUUAACUGUACUUGUCGUCAGCCAUGAUCUCAAAGAGUUUGCUGGCUUAGUUGACUAUUCAUGGAGAAUGGAAAUGGGCGGUGUUCUUAGAGAAGAAGCUCUACCUAUUUAAUUUGAAAUUAUUUAUUGGCGCUAAUGCUCCACUGGUGCAGCUUAUUUUUGUUUCUGUGAGUCACUACAUCGACUCAAGGGCGAAAGCCUGGUUGGAGAUUCACAGGUAAUGGAACCCAACCCCAUGUUGUAAACUCAGGACUAGUAUUUAAAAUAUUACAAUAUUUUAGAGAAGCCCAAGUUUGUUGAUAACGAUAUUUGAUCGGUAUUUUUAUUGAUAUCGACACUGUAAUCCUCAACAAUCCUGAUAAAAAUAGAAGCAGUUCACUCGACUUGUUUUCUCA
Momordica charantia (bitter melon) is the source of this 1155-nucleotide messenger RNA. It is a transcript of the gene ABCI11, whose product is annotated as non-intrinsic ABC protein 14. Gene Ontology annotation, cellular component: chloroplast envelope; membrane. Gene Ontology annotation, molecular function: ATP hydrolysis activity; ATPase-coupled transmembrane transporter activity; ATP binding. Lineage: Eukaryota; Viridiplantae; Streptophyta; Magnoliopsida; Cucurbitales; Cucurbitaceae. The record is from RefSeq and is a predicted model, not a curated record. Gene Ontology annotation, biological process: transmembrane transport.